Molecule: messenger RNA, 564 nt
Organism: Miscanthus lutarioriparius
Lineage: Eukaryota; Viridiplantae; Streptophyta; Magnoliopsida; Poales; Poaceae
Source: the annotation of a GenBank genome assembly
AUGGAUUGCCUAAAGUACUUCACUGUGUUGGAGCAUCUUGACAAUUAUCGAUGUGAUCGGUUUUGGCACAUCAUUGCUGCCAAAUAUCUGUCACUUAAAUCAGAAGUUGAUGAGGAAAAGUUGCAGGGAUAUGUUCCCCAUGGAGGAAAUGCCAUGUUCAUCAUCUUCACGCGAGCAACAAAGCAGUUGAUUAUCAGUCAGUGCCCCAAGAUUUUGUGCAUCCAUUUGCUACGUGCUUCAGUCGAUUUUGAUGGUGAGCCCAUCAAACAUCAGGCAAAUGUUGAUGUGUCUAGUAGUUCAUCAUCAUCAUCAUCAUCACCGCAGCCAUCAAUGAGCAAGUUAUAUGGUCUCUCGGCCGUCGUUGAGCACUACGGGAAAUGUGGAGGAGGACAUUAUGCAGUUUACAGGAGAGUUGCAUCAAAUCCUGACCCUGAUGAUCCAGGGAAACCUCUUGCAGGCCUUGGCAGGCGGUGGUUUUACAUCUCGGAUGGCCACGUAUCAGAAGUUUCAGAGGAGGAUGUUUUGUGUGCGGAGGCCACGCUCCUUUUCUAUGAAAGAUUGUAG